GUCGGAAAUGCCGUUGACUUGACUUGACGAUGAUGCGUGCUUCCACACGCACAGCACACUCAUUCACGGACGGGUCCACUCACUCUCUCACUCCUUCAAUCGCGCACACCACACAUGCAUCCAUUUCACUCGUUUCAUCGUCCGUCCGUCCCUGUAGAGAGAGAGGCUCAGCACCGUUACUGUUACCUGUACACCACACCACACCACACCAAGCCAGCCCAACGCACGAGACGAGCCACCAGCCAUACAGACAGCAGCCACGCCAUGGCACGCCAACUCAACUCCGACAUGAAACGAGUGCUUAAAGAGCGCCAUACGGACAGACGGACCCACAGACAUGCACACACUGACUGGUUCAUUCACUUGCUCAUCAUCAUUUUGACGAACUCCUCGUAGUUGAUUUGGCCGUCUCCGUCGACGUCGGCUUCUCUGAUCAUUUCGUCCACUUCCUCGUCGGUGAGUUUCUCGCCCAGGUUGGUCAUGACGUGACGCAACUCAGCCGCGCUGAUGUAUCCUAAACACAAACACACACACACACACACACAAACAAACACACACAUCCCAUGCACAGCGGGUUUCCUCUCCAUCUCUGUCUGUGUGUGUGUUUAUCUGACCGUUGCCGUCCCUGUCGAAGACCUUAAACGCCUCUAUGAGUUCCUCCUCGGUGUCGGUGUCCUUCAUCUUCCGCGCCAUCAGUGACAAAAACUCCGGGAAAUCAAUCGUGCCUGACCGAUUGAUUGACCAUACCAACACACAAACGAAGGCAGAGAGAGCGAGCGAUACACGAGAAGAAUGUGAGGAUGCCUUGUCAGCCACACGACUCGACUGACUCCUCUCGCUGUGUGCUGUCUGCCUGCCUGCCUGCCUGCCUGCCUCUGUCUGUGUGAGAGUGCUGUGUGUCCCUCAGAAGCAUACCGUUGCCGUCAGCGUCGACUUCGUUGAUCAUGUCCUGCAGCUCGGCCUCCGUCGGGUUCUGACCCAGCGAACGCAUCACCGUACCCAACUCCUUCGUAGUGAUAGCUACAUACACACCACAACACACACAGGCACACACACACAUACAUAUCACCAUGAGGCAUCCAACGACCGAAAUUCGCCCUAACACGGUGCUCGGUGUGAGAUGCUCACUUCCAUCGCCGUCUUUAUCGAAAAGGCUGAAGGCCUCCUUGAACUCGGCAAUCUGCUCCUCUGUGAGCUGGUCCGCCAUCGAUACGCAGCACAAUAAGGUUCAGGAAAGCGAUGGGGGGCGCGAGACAAUGACACACGAGAGGCCGGACUUCUGAGGGCAGGAAAUGCACACAAACGCUGCCGCUGCGCUCAACGCUCGCGAUGAACCUCUGCAGACACAAGGAAAUGCUGCCUUUCC
Molecule: messenger RNA, 1366 nt
Organism: Vitrella brassicaformis
Lineage: Eukaryota; Vitrellaceae
Source: the annotation of a GenBank genome assembly